UCCACCUUUCGUAGUACCGGUUAACCGGGAAGUUACUCCUGAAGUUACCUGGAUAAGCCAGUUACCCCGCUUCGUAGUACAGGCGACAGGAGGCAUUACAGAUCCAGGUGGGGUCAUGAGGGGUUGCAGGCAUCGGGCUGGAAGAGCUGCGAGGAAGAGGAGGCAGAAACAAGAAAGUCUCAUCCAGUCAGUUUCUCUGUGUCACCAUCUGCAGUAUGUGAAGCUAUUGAAAUUUCUUCACCAACGGGGAUUCACCUCAACGCUGCUGCAGCCAGCCCUCUUCACUGACACAGGCAGAGGACUGCAAGCUCUCAAGACCAUAAAGCCUGGCCAGCUGGUAAUUUCUCUGCCAGAGUCCUGUCUCCUCACAACCUCAACUGUUCUGGACAGCUACCUGGGACAGUAUAUCAAGAGCUGGAAGCCCCGCCUCUCUCCUCUGUUGGCACUCUGUGUCUUCCUGGUGUGUGAGCGGCACAGAGGAGAAGCCUCCGACUGGUUCCCUUACAUCAACGUGCUGCCUACCACUUACACCUGCCCCGCCUACUUCACCGACGAUGCCAUGGCUGUUCUGCCUGCCAGUGUGCGGCGACGGGCUUUGGAGCAGAGGGAGGAGGUGCGAGAAAUCCACUCCUUUAAUCAAGACUUCUUCAGAUCCCUGCAGCCAGUCCUGAGUCAGCCUGUAGAUGAGGUGUUGACAUAUGAAGCAUUGAGGUGGGCAUGGUGUAGCGUCAACACACGCUCUGUCUUCAUGUCCCACCCAUCCAACGACUUCCUGUUUGGACAGGAUCUUUAUGCUUUAGCUCCAUUUCUGGACCUGCUCAAUCACCGCCCUGACGUGCAGGUAAAAGCCAGUUUUAAUGACAUGACAAGAUGUUAUGAAAUCAGGAGCAUUUCCGGGACACUCGGUUACCAGCAGGCCUUCAUUAACUAUGGUUCCCAUGACAACCAGCGCCUAAUGCUAGAGUACGGAUUUGUCGCCCCGUACAACCCCCACAGUGUGGUCUAUGUGGAAACAGAUCUCCUCUGUGACGUUUUAAAAGGUGACAAAAGUUUGGAUCAGAAGAUCAAGUUUCUCAGAGAGAACGAUUUCCUUCAUAAUCUCACUUUGGCCAGUGAAGGUCCCAGUUGGAGGCUGAUGACGGCUCUCAGACUGUUGUCUCUCCCACAAACACUGUAUCCCCACUGGAAGGCAGUGUUGCUCGGCCAGGUGGUGAGUGAAGAGAGAGAGGAGUGGAGCGUCCAGACAGCUAACGCUGUCUGUCAGCGGCUGCUACAUGACACAAACAGAGCUCUGGAUAAGAUCUCCCACCUCCUCCAGCAGUGUGACCAGUCAGUCAGGGAGCAGCUAGAUGUGGUAAAGUCACUGCGACAGGAAGAGAGGUGCAUCCUGGGAAGCUGCCUUCAGGCACUGGAAGGCACACUGAGACAACCAGACGAAGUGUUGUCAUGCCAUCCUGAUGAUGACACUGUGAGCUGACAUUUGAUUGGUGCUCUAGCCUGCCAGUCUCUAGAAGAAUUAAGGUUAUUGUCUGAACUGGUGAUGCUGGACAGACUUUAUGUUCCUGAUCUGCUUGUCGACCAGUAUGGCUGACAGUGGCAGCAGGAUUGCCUGGCGUCCUGUAACCACAGGGUCACAGGUUGAUUCCAGGCAUGCUGAACAGUGAGGCUGUCAUCACCACCAUCAACUGAGCCAAGUGAAGGUCAAAGAGACGGUGCGCUAGAAUUGCUGUAAACAAACUGGACUCAGGUAAGACAGAUUCGUGUGAAAACAGAGACGACAGAAGACGACAACAAUGACUGGAAACUGGAAACAUCACUAACUGGCGUGGGAUGUGCACGGCCCAGGACCGGAGGGCUCUGCAGCGGGGGAUUAAAACUGCUCAGAAGAUCAUUGGCACCCAUCUCCCGAGCAUAAGUGAUAUCGGUGAGG
Micropterus dolomieu (smallmouth bass) is the source of this 1930-nucleotide messenger RNA. It is a transcript of the gene setd4, whose product is annotated as SET domain containing 4. The record is from RefSeq and is a predicted model, not a curated record. Gene Ontology annotation, biological process: peptidyl-lysine trimethylation; peptidyl-lysine monomethylation; positive regulation of transcription by RNA polymerase II. NCBI's taxonomy places the organism in Eukaryota, Metazoa, Chordata, Actinopteri, Centrarchiformes, Centrarchidae. The transcript is spliced from 12 exons. The coding region runs from base 116 to 1477 and encodes 453 amino acids. Gene Ontology annotation, molecular function: histone H3K36 methyltransferase activity; protein binding; histone H3K4 methyltransferase activity.